CAGUGAAAUUAGCGCGCAAGCCAGUUUAGGUGGUUAGAUACUAUGACAUCAAGUUUUUACAUCGGUUUACAGUAGAAGUUUUACAAGCUAGAGUUAAUCCUUCCCAAAUCCUAAAAGCACUCAUACAAGCGCCUAGGAUUAUUCUCGCUUCCAAAACUCAAUAUGGUUCAAGUUUUGAAGAAUACAUAUGCCAGUUCAGCUGGGUUUAAAGUGCUGACGCUUGAGCACAAGUCAACCUGCCAUCGACAGUUCGAAGUUGACGUGGAAAGAUGUUGUGAAGUUGUUAUUUCGUCCUGAUAAGGUCUCAUGGCAUGCACAUCCUUCAUUUAACAUACAAGAAAACAUCCACGAUGCUACUAUCCCUACAUGCUUUUUUCCAGAAAACUAUUUAACUGUAUAUACACUACUCUAGUCUCGUGUUACCAUAAAUUACACGUGACUUCAUUGCCAAUAAAACCGUCCGGCAAAUGACGAAUACGUUUGGUGGUCAUUCAUUUGUUUUUAAUACAUAUUGUCAAUACAAAACUGAUCAACCACUAGGAAGGAUUUGGGUAUGGAAAUUCAAACUGCCUAUAUUGAUGGAUUAUCUCAAAUACUUGAGUUUUAUAUUAAGUAUCGAGGUCCAGUGUGAAAUUAUCAGGAGUAGGUUGUUUAGCGCGAUCUAUGUCUCCAGGCAGUUCAGAAGUUUCGAUAACCUCUUAUCCUUAAAUACAACAGAACUUCGCUAGUAUUCUCAGUAUUUAACCAUCUGAAUAUCUUAUAAAUGUUUACUAGUAAAUCUAAUGUUUUUUUUUGUAUCUAGUAAAGGGUCUUAUGUUGUGCUCUUUUCUUAUACUUGGUUCUUUUAUCAUCUAAGUUAACUGUCAUUAAUAAUUCUGUUCACAUUUCCAUAAGCCUUUCUCAUGACAUCCAAAUUUUUAGUCAGGAACCGGGUUUUACACGACAUGGUUCGUCUCCUGGAAAAUAUUAUCUUUAUCACAGAACAUGAAGGUGUAACAAAAAGUCUUGUCACUUUUGUUGAACAGUUUAAAAAUUCCAGUAUUAUCAUACAGCUGGAUCCUGUUAAACUCAUGGAGGAACAGUUUAUUGCAGGAUUUUGUCGACGAGGAGCUGUUACAGUUCUGCCUAUAAAACCAUUGUCGGAGUUUGGUCUUUCUAUUCAAAAGUCUAUUUUAACCCUGGACAUGUCUCCAGUUGUGUACUCUGGUUUUGGAUUAUCCGCUAAAAAAGUUAAACAAGAAAAGAAGAAAGUUUUCUAUCGAUUUCAAGUCGAUUUAAAAAGUCCACAGUUUCAGCGAAAUGGACCAGUACAUACACGUCUUCGAUCAUUUUUCAAGGCUCUCACUAACCCCUUAGAAUUGGGCACUCGUAUCCCUCGAUGCCUUGGAAAUCUUGGUCCUUUCUUUGUUGAUUGGUUACCAGAUUCCUCAGUCACACAGAUAAAUGAAUUCCCUAAAAGUGAAUCCAUUGCUUCAUAUUUAAACGACAAAGAACAUCUCGUGAUCCGACCACAAUGUGAGGUGUUUAACUACAUUGGAUCACCUAUACUAAUACCAGAACUAAUUUCAUGGAACAAACUUCCUCUAAAACAAGAAGAAAAUUCAUGCACAUGCACAGAAAUAGACAAAACGUCAGAUUUUUUAAAUAUUGUAAAUAUUCGCUUAGGAUUAACAGUUUUAUCUUAUUUAGCAGCUGGAAUUUCAUUUCCUAAUUCAGCUAUUUCAAAUCGUGUUCCAAGUGAUAAUCCAUGCUUAACAAAUGCAAGUCUGUCACCAAUUUAUGCACAAACUAUAGAUGAAAUUCUGUUACCUGUCUAUAAGCUGGAAAAACUGAACAUUAUAUGUCUAUCAGGUUUAUUUCCGGAUUGUUGUUACGAUGAACUGGAGGAUAAAAUAAAAUCAAUGUUAGCAGAAAGUCAACGCGGGAAUGAAUUAGUUUACAUGUGCAGAUGUCCACUAAAAGUUACCACCGAUUCAGUACAAUCGUUGAAACAGUCUGUUAAUCACUUAGGAACUCUAUUUUUAACUGGUAGAAAACCUGUUUCAAAUUCACAAGGACUACCACUUAUUAAAAUUCGAUUUUAACAUUUUAUUUUUCCAUUUGCAUGUACAUUUUUGCCGUUAUUGGUAAUAUACAUUCUUGAAUUAUA
Messenger RNA from Schistosoma intercalatum, 2149 nucleotides. Lineage: Eukaryota; Metazoa; Platyhelminthes; Trematoda; Strigeidida; Schistosomatidae. The record is from the annotation of a GenBank genome assembly.